Messenger RNA from Dryobates pubescens (Downy woodpecker), 1749 nucleotides. RefSeq names its product biogenesis of lysosomal organelles complex 1 subunit 4 (gene BLOC1S4). Lineage: Eukaryota; Metazoa; Chordata; Aves; Piciformes; Picidae. The coding region runs from base 44 to 664 and encodes 206 amino acids. The record is from RefSeq and is a predicted model, not a curated record. Gene Ontology annotation, cellular component: BLOC-1 complex. The transcript has 5 exons.
ACCGCCUGACGGGGGGCGGGGGGACCCAGGCGGUGCGGGGGGCAUGGCGGCCGCCGCGGGCCAGAAUGAGGGGGCGGGAGCCGACCCGCCGGGCUCCUGCCCUGGCGCAGACAGCGGGCACGUCUCCCAGAGCCACAGCAACACCUCUGGCCUCGGCGAUCCGGAGGACGAGGACGCCAUGGAGGCGUCGCUCAGCGCCACAGCCGCCGCCUAUUCCUCGUACCUGCUGGCCGAUCGCAGCCUCUUCAGCGAGGAGAUAGAAAGCUUAGACAAGAGUCUAGAAGAUUUGCUUACCAGAGUGGAUGAAUUUGUGGGAAUGCUGGACAUGAUUCGAAGUGAUUCCUCUCAAGUCGUCAAUGAAAGCAUACCUCAGAUUUACGCAAAAGCGACGCAAAUGAGACAGAUAUACAGGAAGAUUGACAAGCUGGACGCUUUUGUGAAGAUGGUUGGAAAUAGCGUGGCUGGACUGGAAGAACGCGUCGUAAAGGCAGAAACAGACCUCGGAGCUUUCCCAAACACGUUCAAGAAGAUCUUGCACACAAUCAGCAUGCCAUCCUUCCUUAAUAAAUCAUCAUCUUCACGACAACAACAGACCCUCUAUGAACCUCCAGUCCUCUUCAAGACUGAAGACUACUUCCCAUGCCUUAAUGAAGCACCUUACUGAUGGUUUUUGCUUUGGGAUUGAUGUGAAUCAGCCAGAACAGAGACAGCCAAAUGAACAAAAGAAAUGCCAACCUCAAAAGAGUUGCGUUUCUGAACAUUACUGAUGGCAUAUUGCCAUCCCGACUCUCGUUGUCUUCCUUCAGGCAGUAUUUUUCAGGUAAUCCUUGUGUGUGUACAUUAUUUCAAGUCUUCCUAAAACACAGUCUAGAUUUUCAGAUUAUAUUGGAGAAGGAAUUUAUGAAUACUUAUGCUUUAGAUUAUUUUUUUUAAUAGGGAAAUAAUAGGAAGCAUACUUUCAUAUGUAAAUCUUUUAACAUAUAAAUAUCUGUGCUGCUGCAAGUGUAAAUAGCUAUACCACAAGGGUGUCUUUCUUUUUUUAACUGAGAUGAAAGAGAAGCUAUGCAUAAACAUCUGCUCUUGAGUUUUGGAGAGUGGUCCAUGCAGUUUGUACAGAGAAAUGCACAAUACUGGGAUGUCCAAAUUGCAAGGCGAGGACUUGGAAGACUGAUGAGAAGUCAAGAAUAUGGAUUAGUACACAUGAUCUAGUCCCAGUUCACAAAGCAAACAUCCUGCCCCCACUGAUGACCAUUAGAUCAGCGACCCAAGGUUCUAAUUAUUGCAGCGUUGUGUUGUUUGAUGUGUAUCCAGGUGGGCAUGGUGUAUGUAAAACCUGCUGUUGAGAAGAAAAAGUAUACUGAGGGAGGGAGAUGCCCCUGGAUGGAGCCUCCAUCAGUUGCCUGUCCAGACUGUCCACUUUUUCUUCACAACCAUCCAUGUGGUUACUGGGGCUCCCUGUACUGAUUGCAGCGUGAGUGUGUUGUCAAUAAACUAAUAACUGCCUAACUCCUGCUGUGGUCUUGCAUUUCACCUGACCAUACCAAAGUGCUCCGUUGUUUCUGAGAACCUUUUGCAUGUGGCCUCAUAUAAUACCUGAUUAUAAAUCGAGUAUUCUUCUGGCCAACUUUACCACUGCUGUUUCACUGCCACCAUAACUCACCAGAAAUACCCAGCAUUCACAUUUCAGAGGAAUGCAUUAGGGAAGUGACACCAUGUCUGCUGAUUUUGUGUUGCAAGCACGGAAAAUGA